Messenger RNA from Microtus ochrogaster (prairie vole), 936 nucleotides. Its product is annotated as olfactory receptor 4C15-like. Lineage: Eukaryota; Metazoa; Chordata; Mammalia; Rodentia; Cricetidae. The record is from RefSeq and is a predicted model, not a curated record. Gene Ontology annotation, cellular component: membrane. Gene Ontology annotation, biological process: G protein-coupled receptor signaling pathway. Gene Ontology annotation, molecular function: olfactory receptor activity; G protein-coupled receptor activity.
AUGCAAAACCAGAGUUUUGUAACAGAGUUUAUAUUUCUUGGACUUUCACAGAACCCUAAAGUCCAGAAAAUAGUUUUUAUUGUAUUUUUCUUCAUCUACAUUGCAACUGUUGGGGGCAACAUGAUAAUUGUGGUGACCAUUGUCUGUAGCCCAGCACUGAUUGACUCCCCUAUGUACUUCUUCUUGGCAUUCUUGUCACUACUGGAUGCAUGCUUCUCUUCUGUUAUCACACCAAAAAUGGUUGUGGACUCCCUCUAUGAAAAGAAAACCAUCUCCUUUGGCGGAUGCAUGGCACAGCUCUUUGCUGAACACUUCUUUGCUGCAGUAGAAGUGAUUGUCUUGACAGCCAUGGCCUAUGACCGUUAUGUGGCCAUUUGCAAGCCUCUUCAUUAUUCUUCCAUCAUGACGCAAAGGCUCUGUGCUGGUUUAGUGUUGGUAUCUUGGGCAGGAGGCUUUUUGCAUUCUAUCAUACAAAUUAUCUUUACUUUGCAAUUACCCUUCUGUGGACCCAAUGUCAUUGAUCAUUUCAUGUGUGACUUGUUCCCAUUACUGGAACUUGCCUGCACUGAUACACAUAUAUUCGGCUUUUUGGUGGUGGCCAACAGUGGGUCUAUCUGCAUAAUAAUCUUCUCUAUUUUACUUGUAUCCUAUGGUGUCAUCUUGUUCUCUCUUAGAGCCUAUAGCUCUGAAGGGCAAUGGAAAGCUCUCUCCACUUGUGGAUCCCACAUUGCAGUUGUGGUGCUGUUCUUUGUUCCCUGCAUAUUUAUAUACGCCCGGCCUCCAUCUGCAUUUUAUUUUGACAAAAUGGUGGCAAUAUUUUACACUAUCCUAACUCCCUUGCUCAAUCCUCUGAUUUACACUUUUAGAAAUAAGGACAUGAAAAGCUCCAUAAAGAAACUGUGGAAGAGAUUGAUGGAGGUGUCUGAUGGAGACUGA